Molecule: messenger RNA, 1698 nt
Organism: Yarrowia lipolytica CLIB122
Lineage: Eukaryota; Fungi; Ascomycota; Dipodascomycetes; Dipodascales
Biological process (GO): transmembrane transport; basic amino acid transport
Cellular component (GO): fungal-type vacuole membrane
Molecular function (GO): basic amino acid transmembrane transporter activity
Source: RefSeq, a predicted model, not a curated record
AUGUUACUCACUCUGAUUGCGCUUUACACGGGCGUGUUUCUCAGCGCGCUGGACGCCACCAUUGUCACCUCCAUCUAUGCGACGAUUGCUUCUGAUCUGAACGAGCUGUCGCGAAUUUCGUGGAUCGCCACGGGCUACCUGGUUUCGUGCGCGGCGUUCCAGCCGCUGUAUGGCCGUCUGAGCGACAUUUUCGGCCGAAAGGCCAUGUUGCUGGUGUCGUCGGCCUGUUUUGGUGUCGGCUGCACCCUGUGCGGUCUGUCGUACUCGCUCAUGCCGCUGAUUGUGGGCCGAGUGAUUGCCGGAAUCGGCGGCGGUGGGCUUCUGACCGUCAGCACCAUUGCCGUUUCCGAUCUGAUUCCGCUGCGACAACGAGGAAUCUACCAGGGCGUUGGAAACAUUGCCUACGGUUCGGGCGCGGCGAUCGGAGGAGCUCUGGGAGGCGUGCUGUCGCAGUGGAUUGGUUGGAGAGGCGUGUUUCUCAUCCAGGUGCCCUUUAUUGUCUGCUCGGGCACGCUGGUGGUAUUUGGAAUGACCAACAGCAAUACCAAGAACCAGAAGCUCGACGAUCCCGAGUCCGCCGACGAAAACGCCGACGAAAACACCCCCGUUUCGCCCCUCACCACGUCGCCGGCGGACUCGGACGUGGCCAAUCCUCUGUCCGGAGCCAACUCGUCGGUUCUCUACGGAUCCGUGGAGUCUGAAAAUCUCCCACAUGCCAAAAGCACCGAUUCUGACCCCACCGGCGAAACUACCUGGCAAAAGGUCAAGAACAUCGACUUUGCCGGCUCGGCUCUGCUGGUCACGUCGCUGUCGCUACUGCUGUUUGCCAUUUCGUCCGCCACCAAGUCCGCCUGGACCGAACCCAUCAUCUACACCCCGCUGAUCAUCUCUGUGAUUGCCGGCGUGGUCUUCUGGAACUACGAGCUCAAGUGUGCCAACCCCGUGAUUCCCGUGAGUCUUCUCUAUCGACAAACCAUCUUUGCGUCGUCGCUCACCAACCUCUUUAUGACCAUGGGAAUCUUUGCCAUGCUCUACAACGUGCCUCUGUGGUACAAGUCUGUGCUGGGCGAUUCCGACGCCAAAGCGGGCGCCCGGCUGGUGGGCAACUUCAUCGGAGUCUCGUUUGGAUCCAUGUCGUCCGGAAUCUACAUGCGAAAGACCGGAAAGUACUACAAUCUGGGAAUCGCCGCGGGAGUUCUCACCACCAUGGGAGUCUUUGCGCUGAUUCCUCUGUCGGCAGAAACCCCGGCCUGGCUACAAUACACCAUGCUGUUUGUUCCCGGAGCCGGCUAUGCCGCCAUGCUCACCGUUUCGCUGCUGGCGCUAAUUUCCGCGGUCUCGAACCAGGAACAGGCCACCGCAACCUCCAUUCAAUAUGCCUUCCGAGGCGUGGGAUCCACUCUGGGUGUGUCGCUGUCCUCCACCAUCUUCCAGGCGGUCAUUUCCAAGUGGUUGCCGGUCAAAAUGUACGCCGUGGUGGACAAGCCGACCCCCAAGGAGGUGCGACUGAUCGAGCUGACCAUUGCCGCCGUCAAGGAGUCGGUGACCGCCAUCCGAGAGGCCCCCGCAAAGUUCCAGCCCGCCAUCAUCGCCUCCUACGACCUGGCCAUCAAAGACGUGUUUUUCUACGCCACCGCAAUGUGCGCCAUCAGCACCAUUUGUUUGUAUUUUGUCAAGGAGCAUGAGUUGAGACAAUAG